AAUGACUUUCAAAUGAAAUCUAGCCUUGCAGAACAUAUUGUUAUAUAAUUUAUCUGUUUAAAUGUCGGCACGCACAUUAACAUGUCAAUACAUUUAACUACUGUGUUUAAAGGAUACUGAAAGCACAAAUUAUGAGACUGAUUAUACAGAUUUUUGUGAUAGUUUUACAAAUCAUAAAUGUCGAUGGAGCUCAUUUUCAGGGAGGAAUGAUAACAUGGAAGUACAAAGACAAUCAGGUAUACAUAACGUACAAAGUGUCAUUUAAUAGUCAUCACUGUGAUAAUGCAACCAUAUUGAACAGAAUAUUGGUAAACGGUGGAGGAUCGUUAAUGUGCUAUAGCGGAUGCCAUGACACAUUGACAACAACUUUGGUAACUCCUGUGUCUUACUAUUGCACAGAGUUUAGUGAGGAUGACAACUGGACAUAUGGCCAAAGGACAUUUAAUGUUACGUUCCCAUCUACAUCAGAUAACAUAUACGUAUUUGGACACAGAAGCGGCAAUUGGGCUAAUCUUGUUGACGGUGGAAGUAGUUGGUCUUUAAUAGCAACAGCAAAUUUAACCAUUCGACAAGAUAAUGGACGAAUCAACUCUUCACCAAUUGCUGCAAUGCAACCAUUUUUUACAGUAAAUAAAAACUGUGCAAUACCAUAUGCCUUGAGAAUUCCAGUUCAUGACGAAGAUGGCGAUGUUGUUAGAUGUCGGUGGGCGACCAAUUCUAUAACAGAUGAAUGCGGAGGCGUGUGCAACAUAUUACGAAACUCUGUUUUGGAUCAGUCAAAUUGUAUCCUAUACAUAAAUGCAAUACCUGUGACUGGUCGUUAUGCUGUUGUUCUUCAAAUUGAGGACUUUGGUAACCAACAAGAUACUAUCGCAUUCAGCAGUAUACCGUUGCAAUUCAUUAUAAAUGUUAUUGAUGGUACUACUAUGUGUGAUACCAAACCAAGAAUAGAAACACCAGUGAUAGAUAUUCCAUCAAAUUCGAUGUAUCAUCAAACUAUUAUUGCAAGAUCCACAGUUUCACAAAUUGCCGAAGUCAAUAUGGUAUCACCAGUUGGAUUUAUAAAGUCCGAGCUGUUAAGAUAUGGUUCUUCAAACGAUCGUUGGUAUGUCAAUGUGACUUGGACUCCAACGAAUGAAGAUAUUGGAAUCCACAUAUUCUGUUAUACAGCAAUAGAUGUUUACAGGCAAGCAUCUGACCAGAAAUGUAAAAAAUUGAAAAUAAUAGAUGCAGAAGGAUGUGCAUCUAGUCCAUGUUCGAAUGGUGCAUCAUGUACUCAACAAAUAAACGGGUAUAUGUGUAAAUGUGCUGUUGGCUUUACCGGCAUAUUUUGUGAAACAGAAAAUUGAAAAAAAUGAAUACAGGCGUUUACAACAGACAGUCGCCAAAUCAGUACGUACUGUACAGCCGAAUUAUCUAUAAUAGAUAUAUUUGGCCCAAUGAUCGAGAAUGAAAUGUUCGUAAAAAAAAAUAUCAUACCAACGUUUAAGAACUGUUCCAACCGAAAAGGACCAAUCGUAUUGUCAAACCAGGACACACAUAUGAAGUAAAGCUG
Messenger RNA from Mytilus trossulus (common blue mussel), 1555 nucleotides. RefSeq lists its product as uncharacterized. The coding region runs from base 132 to 1349 and encodes 405 amino acids. Gene Ontology annotation, molecular function: calcium ion binding. Lineage: Eukaryota; Metazoa; Mollusca; Bivalvia; Mytilida; Mytilidae. The record is from RefSeq and is a predicted model, not a curated record. The transcript is spliced from 9 exons.